This is a messenger RNA of Lagopus leucura (white-tailed ptarmigan), 1752 nucleotides long. It is a transcript of the gene WFIKKN2, whose product is annotated as WAP, follistatin/kazal, immunoglobulin, kunitz and netrin domain containing 2. Gene Ontology annotation, molecular function: receptor antagonist activity; transforming growth factor beta binding; serine-type endopeptidase inhibitor activity. The transcript has a single exon. The coding region runs from base 65 to 1507 and encodes 480 amino acids. Gene Ontology annotation, biological process: negative regulation of transforming growth factor beta receptor signaling pathway. The record is from RefSeq and is a predicted model, not a curated record. NCBI's taxonomy places the organism in Eukaryota, Metazoa, Chordata, Aves, Galliformes, Phasianidae.
UGAGACCUUCGAGAAGUGCUGCCCCAAUGUCUGCGGGACGAAGAGUUGCGUGGCGGCUCGGUACAUGGAUGUCAAGGGGAAGAAAGGGCCGGUGGGGAUGCCCAAAGAGGCCACCUGCGACCGCUUCAUGUGCAUCCAGCAAGGCUCAGAGUGCGACAUCUGGGACGGGCAGCCCGUCUGCAAGUGCAAGGACAGGUGUGAGAAGGAGCCCAGCUUCACCUGUGCUUCUGACGGGCUCACCUACUACAACAAGUGUUACAUGGACGCAGAAGCUUGCAUAAAAGGCAUUACUUUGAACGUAGUCACCUGUCGAUACCAUCUCACCUGGCCAAACACCAGCCCAAUCCCACCAGAAACAACAGCUCGCCCUACUACGGCCUAUUCCGAGACGACGAUCAUCGAUAUCUUGCCACCGGCAUUGGUGAACAACCCCGUCCAUCAGUCAGUCUAUGUGGGAGAGACUGUCAGCUUCCUCUGUGAUGUUACAGGGAGACCCAAGCCGGAAAUUACGUGGGAGAAGCAGGUUGAGGGGAAAGAAAAAGUCAUUAUGAAGCCAAAUCACGUCAGAGGGAACGUUGUGGUCACUAACAUAGCCCAGCUGGUCAUCUACAACACCCAGCUGCAAGACGCGGGUAUCUACACCUGCACUGCCAGAAACAGCGGCGGCCUUCUCAGGGCUGAUUUCCCACUGUCCGUCAUCAAAGGAGAACCUGCAUCCAAAGAAGCUGCCCAGAACAGAACACACUUUCCAACUGAUGAGUGCCUGAAGCAACCAGACAGCGAAGACUGUGGAGAAGAGCAGACCAGGUGGUAUUAUGACGCAAAGAAAAACAACUGCUUCACUUUCAUUUACGGGAACUGUAACAGCAACCUCAACCACUUUGAGACCUAUGAGAACUGUAUGUUAACGUGCAUGAACGGCCCAAUCAACAUUUGCAACCUACCAGCCCUCCAAGGUCACUGCAAAGCCUACGAGCCCCGAUGGGCCUACAACAGCUUGACAAAGCAGUGCCAGUCCUUCAUUUAUGGUGGGUGUGGAGGCAACGAGAACAACUUUGAGAGCAGGGAGGCCUGCGAAGAGAUGUGCCCCUUCCCAAAGAACACGCACUGCAAAGCUUGCAAGCCGCGCCAGAAGCUGGUGACGAGCUUCUGCAAAAGCGACUUUGUGAUCCUGGGCCGCAUCACGGAACUGACCGAAGACCAAGACUCAGGACAUGCGCUGGUGACAGUGGAGGAGAUUCUCAAAGAUGAAAAAAUGGGAUUAAAGUUCCUGGGGAAGGAACCCCUGGAAAUAACGCUCUUCAACAUGGACUGGAGCUGCCCGUGUCCCAACAUGACCACAGUGGACGGUCAGCUCAUCAUCAUGGGAGACGUCCACAACGGCAUGGCUGUCCUGCAGCCAGACAGCUUUGUGGGCACCUCCAGCAUCCGGCGCGUACGGAAACUCCGUGAAGUCAUCCACAAGAAAACCUGUGAGCUUCUGAAAGAGUUUCUAGGAUUGCAUUAACCUCCUUCACACAUGUCAGCCUUCCAGACCUGUGUGUUACGUAGGGCUAACAAGGGCUAGGCUAGUGCACAAACUAAACAAGCUGCUUGAAGAUACACUGUAGGAAUUAUGCAGAACCCUUAUUUUAAUCCAUUAAUGAUGCUUAGCAACAAUGUAGUAUGGUCUUUGGCAAGCACAUAAAACAGCAGCAAAAGGCUAUUAAUCUUGCAUUGAAAUAAAUUUGUCCAUAUAGGAAUGCCAUUUAA